AAAAAGAAAAUAAAUAAUUUAUUUUUGUAAAUAAUGAAAAAAAAAUACUUUUCUUUCACCUCGUUUCGUCUUGUUUGUUUAUUCAGAAUAUUUUAUUUCCAAGGGAUAGAUCCUGCACCUUUAACCUUUCACAUUUCAAUACCCAAAAAAAACAAAAAAACCAACGAAAAUCAAAUCAAUCUCCCUUCACUUCUCCCACAAAGACAUCACCAAACCCCAACUCUCUCCCCCCUCUUCCCCAAACCCAUCACUCCUUUUUCCCUCCUUCCCCUUUGGAUCUGAUUUUCUCUCCUUUUGUAUCCCUCCAAACACCAUUUUCCCUUUCCAAUCCAAACCCAGAAAUUUUUUUGGUUUGUUUUUUAUGAUUAUAUGUUUAAUUUGAAAUGGGAAUGCUUAUAUAGAAAGCAUGAGCAAGAAACCCAUUGGUAGCAAUAACAACCAAAAGGACGACGCUUCGACCCAAGAAGAAGAAGAAAAGGAAGAAAACGAACAACAAAAAGAAGGGAAAGUAGUUGAAGAAGAAGAAGAGUAUUUUUACGAAUCCCUUGAUCGCAUUGCUUCUUCUAAUUCUUGUUCCUGUUCUAACUCAACUUCUCCUUCUUCUGACUCGGAUUCCGACCCAAUUACCCGUUCUAACAAUGCCCGCCACCCAUUUCCCGUCCCGAAAUUCCCCAUGGCGGUUUCCAAGUUCGAUAUCUGGAUCUCUGAACCCGCCUCCGUUUCCGAAAGAAGAACCCGGCUGCUCCGUGAAAUGGGGCUUAGCCGCGACCCUGGUCUUUCCCGGUCAAAACCCGGGUCAGAAACGGAGGUUGUUGUGGGACAGGAAAUGGGUGGUGGUGGUGGAGGAAGAGGAGGAGAGUUUGGAAGAAGAUCAGUUCCGUCGGAUCGGUCGGUAAAAAAUAAGUUGGAAGAGCAACAACGUGGAGGGGAAAGGGGAAGUAAUUCUUCUGGAAUUAUACGAUCGAAAUCAGAUGGUGAUACGAGCCGCAAUAAUGAUUGUAAUGAUGUUGCUGUUUCUUGUUCUCCUUGUUUAUCUGUUUGUUCCAAUUCGUCUUCUUCCAUUCUUUCUGUUGGUUUAUGUCCUGUAAAUAAUAAUAAUAAUAAAAGAAACAACAACAACAACAACAACAACAAUAGUGAAUGUGAUCAUGUUAAUGCCGCGGCUGCUAACUUAAGAAGCUGUGAAAGUAAUGGGUCUACGUGUAAUAAGCCGCCCACGGGGAGGAGUGGUAAGAGUUUGAAUGGGGAACUUGGUUAUAAAUCAUUUGGUGGUUCAGAGGUUGUUGUGGUGGAGGAUAGGAUGGAUUGUAGUAAACAAAUGUGUACGAUUAGGAAUCUUGAUAAUGGAAAAGAGUUUGUGGUGAAUGAGAUUAGAGAAGAUGGGAUGUGGAACAAGUUGAAGGAAGUUGGGACAGGGAGGCAGUUGACUAUGGAGGAGUUCCAGAUGUGUGUUGGACAUUCUCCGAUUGUUCAAGAGUUGAUGAGGAGACAAAAUGUAGAAGAGGGUAAUAAGGAUAAUGCAAAUUUGAAUGUGAAUGGUGGUGGUGUUGGUGUAUCUAAGUUGAAGAAGAAAGGGAGUUGGUUUAAGAGUAUAAAGAGCGUUGCAAGUAGUGUGAAGGGUCAUAGGGAAAGACGAAGUAGUGAUGAGAGGGAUACAUCAUCAGAGAAGGGUGGGAGAAGAUCGAGUUCUGCCACAGAUGAUAGCCAGGAUGUUUCAUUUCAUGGGCUGGAGAGAGUGAGGGUAAAGCAUUACGGAAAGUCAUGUAAAGAACUCACUGCUCUUUACAAGAGUCAAGAGAUUCAAGCACAUACUGGGUCUAUUUGGAGUAUCAAGUUUAGUUUGGAUGGAAAAUACCUUGCUAGUGCUGGUGAGGAUUGUGUAAUUCAUGUAUGGAAGGUAGUUGAGUCAGAGAGGAAAGGGGAGUUGUUGAUGGAAAAGCCGGAAGAUGGGAAUUUGAACCUUUUGCUUGUGGCUAAUGGAUCUCCAGAACCAACUCUGUUUUACCCACGUGCAGAUCACCGUCCUGAGAAGAAGAGAAGAGGAAGGUCAUCCAUAAGCCGGAAGUCUUUGAGCCUGGACCGCAUUGUGGUGCCAGAAACUGUUUUUGGGCUUUCAGAUAAACCUGUUUGUUCUUUUCUAGGACAUUUGAAUGAUGUGCUCGACCUCUCAUGGUCCAAAUCUCAGCAAUUGCUCUCAUCUUCAAUGGACAAAACAGUGAGGCUUUGGGACUUGACUAGCAAGACUUGUUUGAGAGUAUUUUCACACAGUGACUAUGUAACUUGCAUCCAGUUUAAUCCAGUUGAUGAUAGAUACUUCAUUAGUGGAUCCCUAGAUUCUAAAGUUCGCAUAUGGAGCAUUCCUGAUCAUCAAGUUGUUGAUUGGAAUGAUCUGCAUGAAAUGGUCACUGCUGCUUGUUAUACACCUGAUGGCCAGGGUGCACUGGUUGGUUCAUACAAAGGAAGCUGCCGUUUAUACAAUACUCCUGAGAACAAGUUACAAUCGAAAAGUCAAAUCAAUUUGCAGAAUAAAAGGAAGAAAUCUCAUCAAAAGAAAAUUACAGGUUUCCAGUUUGCACCUGGGAGUUCAUCAGAAGUACUCAUCACAUCUGCAGAUUCACGAAUUCGGGUUGUUGAUGGUGCCAAUCUAAUUCACAAGUUUAAAGGAUUUCGGAACACCAACAGCCAAAUCUCGGCUUCUGUUACGGCAAAUGGAAAAUAUGUUGUCUCUGCUAGUGAGGACUCUUACGUUUAUGUGUGGAAACACGAAGCAGAAUCCCGGCCUAGCAGAAAUAAAGGAGCUACAGUGACACGCUCAUAUGAACAUUUUCAUUGUAAAGACGUAUCAGUGGCCAUCCCUUGGCCAGGCAUGGGUGAUGCGUGGGGAUUAAGAGAUACACAAUUGAAUGAUCAAAAUUGUUUGGAUGACAAUAUUGAUGAAGUUUCAACAGCCAAUCAUCCUCCUACGCCUGUUGAGGAGUAUAGUGGAAACGAGGGUUCAUUAUCAGCAUCCCGGUGCUCCAAUAGCCCUCUCCAUGGAACCAUUUCUAGCGCAACCAACAGCUACUUCUUUGACAGAAUCUCAGCUACAUGGCCAGAGGAAAAACUUCUGGCUACUAGGACCAGGAGCCCCAGGACCAGUGUAGACUUUUCCUCCGGGGUUAACCCAAACAUGUCACCUUGGGGUAUGGUGAUUGUGACUGCUGGCCUUCGAGGAGAGAUUAGAACUUUCCAAAAUUUUGGAUUGCCUAUUCGGAUUUGAUGGGCCAAAAAAAGGGUGGUGGGUGGGUGGGGGAGGGGGGGAAUGAGUUGAUAAUCCAUCAGUACAGUCCAUUUCCCCCCUUUGGUUAAAUUGUGUACAGAGAAAUAUUGGUUGAGAUUUGUAAUAUUAGCGAGUUUCAUUUCUUUCUUUGUGCCUGUGCUCAUUGGCUGUGGGGUAAUGGGAAGCCACACCAGUUGAGCAUUGAGGAAAAUAUAGAUUUGUUCAGAGGAAAAAAAAAAACUACACCAUGAAUUUAGAAUCCCAUAUAUUUCUCAUGUCGGGAAUUGUAGAGUUAAGAUCACGGCAAAAGCUUUAUCGAAUUGAAAAUGAAAUUCUUUUACUAUUCAUUCUCAGCUGUCAUUCUUAUGUUCUU
Molecule: messenger RNA, 3632 nt
Organism: Durio zibethinus
Lineage: Eukaryota; Viridiplantae; Streptophyta; Magnoliopsida; Malvales; Malvaceae
Molecular function (GO): protein binding
Source: RefSeq, a predicted model, not a curated record